CGAGAUGCGUAAGGUAGAGAGAUCAUGAGCUGUUUGAGAGACAGCUAGGUUGGUGUUGAGUUCCAUGGCCUCCUUUCAUAUGAUGGAGAGCAAUAGACAACGAAUAGCAGGAAAGACUGGAAGUUCAAGGUGAAGCCGCACGAAGCGGAGUGACCGUUUUGGGCGGCUCGUGCAACUUGCCUCAAGCCUGCCUCGAGCACAUGGCACUUUCCUCAAGACCACACCGCUCAUCGUUGGGGACUUUCACUACCACUGUCAGAUAUUGUUUGUACACAGCGGCGAGAAUAAAGCCUUGAACUCAAGUGGGGACGCCAGGCCAGCAAUGGAAUCUGUACCCACAGAAUUACUUGUCAAGUUUCUCGCCUUAUUGAAUGGCUACGAAAUAGCCAAAUGUCGCAGGGUCUCGAGGCGUUUCGAUGACAUCGUUCGCAAUACUGUUCUAUUGCAGUACUUGAUUGAACUCGAUGCGGCAGGUUACGAGGAUCGCCCCAAUGCGUCUGCACUGUCCAUCGGGGAACGCUUCGAAGCUUUGCGUGAGUCCCAACGCCUCUGGAUGAACGCCGAUAUUCAAGCAGAGGCCCAAAUUGGACCUUUCAAAAUCGGGUCUGAGGUGCUAGGAUACGGCCAGCAGCGUUGUUACUCGGACCUAGCCUCCGUAUUAUUUGUUGAGAUGCAGCCUGCUACCGAUCAUACUGUCACACGCAUACACCUGGCGUUGCCUCAAUACUGCGACGCUGUGCAUGUCGUUCCUGAACAGGAUCUGCUGCUUACGGCUUAUGGCACAAGGCUGCAUCUGCUUUCACUCGCAACUCAAAAACAACAUGAACGUGCUUCUCGUGAAGUUCUGCACAUGCAAACUGAAUUUGGGCCUAGUGACAAGAUGUGUGUCCUACGAGAUCUCCUCGUCAUCCUUCCCAAUGAGCACCACCUUGCUGUCUAUCGCUGGACAUCCGGCGAACUUCUCGGGACACAUACUUCAUUGCACACAAUAUGUGAUGUCAGGAUUGCCAAUGGGGAUUUCAUCCUUGCUCUCACAUCCCACAACAAUGAACAGAUGGCUGUUGAAGUUCUUGGCUUAUUCAACUUGUGGGCUCCAUCAAUAUUAUCUCACAAGGCAAGAUUCAUGUUGCCAGUACUAUUGCCAGAGUUGUUUGUGGACUUGGACUAUCCAGAAAUCACUCACACCCCCAAACUCUGGUUCAACAAAUCCAUCUGUGGAGUGGAACCUACUUGUCCAAUCAUGCCUUCAGAUGGCAGCUUUUUCAUCAUCAAUGUUAAUUGCUUCUUCCUUGUUUUGGUUCCAUCACUAUCAUUUCUGCCUGCCUUGCAUCACCAUGGCGCAGAGCCUCUGGUCAUACCUUGGCCUAAAUGGGGACCAAAUGGUACAAGAGUGUGUGAAUAUUAUGUAGAUCAUCCUCUCUAUGUCAUUGGAACUUCUGUUCUAAUGUCUGAUGCACUCUGGAAUUUCAAUCCUCUCACACUUAAUGCAGAUUCCUAUAGUGAAGAUCAUGGACAUGUGAAUUACAUGCCUACCAAGUUGGAUACUGAUAUAACUUUGCAAGAGGAUGUGAUUACAUGCUUGCCCUAUCAAGAGAUACAUUACUAUCUUGAAGCUACUCCAGAUUGGUCAUUUGAAAUGGAGCCUUAUGUAGUGGAGAGUCUGAAUGGUCCAAAGUUGGUGCUAGAGGAUAGUCAAUGGAAUAAUGGGCACAAAAUUCUUCUGCAUAUUCUAAAGCUUCAUUAAGGCUAAAGGAGAGGUAGAGAGUGGUAAUAAUUUAUUUGCUAUCAGUAUCUUUAUUUUAGCAUAAAAGUCAGUGAAAAGAGGUUAAUGAUUAAUGGCAUACUUUAGAAACUAGUGAGAUUGAGUAUAAUUCAUGCAUUAUUUUCAAUAGUGCAUUUUAGUAUCACUUUAUAUUUAUUAUUUUUUUAUGCAAUCUAGCCUGCCUUAUAUCAACUUAGAGUUUACAUAUAAUUAGCUAACUUCAUAUUGCUGACAUUGACCAUAUGAUAUAUCAACUUAGAAAUGAAUUAGAAGAUACCAU
Somion occarium is the source of this 2042-nucleotide messenger RNA. Lineage: Eukaryota; Fungi; Basidiomycota; Agaricomycetes; Polyporales; Cerrenaceae. The record is from the annotation of a GenBank genome assembly.